GCGAGCGUCCUGCGAAGAGGAUCAAAGCCGAGCCCUCCCCCGAGCCCGCGCACGUUGCUAGCGGGCUGGGGCCUGGUCCGGUGACUCCUCCUCCCCCGCCGGGUGGGCUGCCAGAAAAGGUGCCGGAAGUGAAGGCGAUGCCGCGGCCUCCGACGCCGAUGGCGAAGCCGGUGAGCCACGAUGCACCCGAGGUGACAGUGGCAAAGGAGGAGGACGAGGAGGAGCCUUCACCAGCUCAAAGUUGGCCAGACAAGAGUUGGUCUGGGCACCGGGACCGGGAACGGGAAGGCUGGGAAGGCCGGGAAGGCUGGGAAGGCUGGGAAGGCUGGGAAGGCGGAUGGAGAGGCCAUGACUGGAGCUCCCGCAGCAGCAGCAGCUGGGAGAAUAACAGGUGGACGAGACCCGAAGACCCCGAGCCAACUCCACCGCCAGCCUGGCGGGCGAAGAAGGCUCAAUCCAGGCGUCCGGCGGUUCCCAAAGACCCUCCGACUCCGAAGGCCAAAGCCAAAGCCAAGUACUACUCGCCGCCACCACAGCAGCAACGCCCAGCUGCGAAAGGAGGUGGAAAGGCCUUCCAGAAGGCAAUUUCUUGGCUGGGCCAGACUAUGCGAGCAAAGGCGGCAGCCCCUAAGCCGCCAGCCGCGGCGGUCAGCGCUGCUGUGCGCCCUGGACCGGUGACGGUGACGCGCUCCAAAGCGCCAAACGAGGCCCAGCGUCUUCGAAGUAUCGCGAGCGAGCUAGUGAGCAUGUUGAAUGAGCCGAAGAAGAUGAGGCUUUCCAUGAUCGCCCAGGAUCUCUUGGCAACUGCAGACCGCCUGGAUGCCUGA
Messenger RNA from Symbiodinium necroappetens, 827 nucleotides. Lineage: Eukaryota; Dinophyceae; Suessiales; Symbiodiniaceae. The record is from the annotation of a GenBank genome assembly.